This is a messenger RNA of Cataglyphis hispanica, 1783 nucleotides long. RefSeq lists its product as uncharacterized. Gene Ontology annotation, molecular function: ubiquitin protein ligase binding. NCBI's taxonomy places the organism in Eukaryota, Metazoa, Arthropoda, Insecta, Hymenoptera, Formicidae. The transcript is spliced from 2 exons. Gene Ontology annotation, cellular component: cytoplasm. The coding region runs from base 218 to 1399 and encodes 393 amino acids. The record is from RefSeq and is a predicted model, not a curated record. Gene Ontology annotation, biological process: regulation of proteolysis; proteasome-mediated ubiquitin-dependent protein catabolic process.
UCAACACUCAUUUUAAGAAAAGCGUUAUACUAUUAAAUAUUAGAUGUUAUAUAUUAACAGAAGACAAUUGUGUAAAGCUGAUAUCUUUAUCAGUUAAAAUUUAAUUACAAAUAUAUUACAGAUUAACUCCUUGACAUUAAUAAUCAAGAUCGCAAUAUAAAAUUACAACAAAGAAAAUAGAAUACGCGUGAGUGUGUGAAGAUAUACAGAAUUAAUAAUGACUUCAAUAGUGGAGAAACCAUCCUCAGAAAAAUCAAAAAGCGUAAUAAAAAAAACAACCAUUUGUCAUUGUCGAACAAAUAUGAAUUUUAACGAAUUCAUAUUUCAAUGGACUUUUCUUAACUUUUCAAAGUUAUCCACAGCAUUCAGUACUAUUUUAGCUAGUGGAAUUACUGAUAGUCAAAAUUUUUCUCUCUGUGCGACUUUUGACAGAAAAGAAAAUUUUACAAUGUCCUUUUAUUCUUUGCUUAUGGCUAACCAUCAAAAAAUUAAAGUUAACUAUUUGUGUUAUGUAGAACAUAGUCUAGGUGCACUGUAUAAAGAUUAUCGGGUAUAUGACACUUAUUUAACACAUAACAAGAUGAUAUAUAAAUUAUCUGUUGAUGAACUUAAGAGACAGAAUUGUUUAGACAAUAAUAUACUUAGAGUACACUUUUAUUUUGAAAUAAUCGAAAAUAUAUUGCAUCAUAUUAUGCAGGAAACCAUAAACGAAUCAGAAGAAUAUACGAUAAAUAAUUCUAUUUUAGAACAAAAAUCGGGAUUAAAAGUUUCAUUUGUAAUAGACAAGAAAUCUUUAUCUAUAGACAGAGAUAUAUUAUGUUCAAAAAGCAAAUUCUUUGAAAACUUUUUACUUGACAAUGAAAAAAAGGUCAAGAAAAUAGAAAUAUACGACGUAACAUAUGAUGUUUUCAAACAUUUUAUAUCCUAUUUAGAAACUGGUAGUUUAAAAGAUAGUCUAGGUAGCUUAGGGCUAAAUGAUAUAACACUUUAUACUAAGCUAGAAUAUUAUCGCUCAAGACUUGAUUCCAAUUACGUAAAAUUUCGACAAAUGUUACAUGAUCUCAUUGUGGUAGCUAAUAAAUAUAACGUACAAGAUCUUUUAUUAUUAUGUGAAAAGUUUUUAAUAAAAACCAUGUAUAAAUUAAACGCUAUUGAUGAUUUAGAGAUUGCGUAUUUAAACAAUGCACAAUUUCUAGAGAAAUAUGCCAUAAGAUUUAUCAAAUUACACAUAGAUGAUUUCGCAAAAAUAAUACCUUUUCAAGAUCUAGUGAUAAAAUAUCCCAAGUUAUUAUAUAAGAUCAAGAAUGAAAAUUUGAAUUGCCAAAAAGUGUCUUUUAAAGUUGAAGAUUAUCCAAAUCCAGAUUAUAUAAAAUCAAUGUCAAAUAAUUUUGCAUAUUAAAUAUUCUUAAGUUUUUAGCAAUUAAUUUUUUUUUAAAGUUAAAAAUAUUUAAAAAUAUGUUAGAUGUAUCAAAUUUAUCUAAGAAAACUUAACUUUUGCUAUUAUAUAUAAUCAUAAUUAAAUCCGAAAUUUGGCACGAUAUGAUCUUAUCUCUUUAUACAUAUUUUCAUAAAAAAUAUAAAUUGUUGUAUAAUAACUUUUAAAAUGCUUGUUUUCGCGCGAUAUUCAGGAAGAGAAAAUAAUUUUCUUAAUUAAUAAUAUCAUAUUUUUCAAUAUAUCUAAUAAUAAAAAGCAUUUGUAAUGAAUACUGUUUUCAGCGUUGCGCAAAGAAAAUAUAGUAAAAAUGUAUCUUGUUUGUAAAUGUAUAUCGAUGAUUUCGUUUUA